Messenger RNA from Brenthis ino (lesser marbled fritillary), 762 nucleotides. The record is from the annotation of a GenBank genome assembly. Lineage: Eukaryota; Metazoa; Arthropoda; Insecta; Lepidoptera; Nymphalidae.
AUGGCCAAACUGGACGACUUGUUUGACAAAAAGAAAGAUGAAGCUCCUAUGUUAGACUUAUCUAAAACUGUUAUAAAUUCUGCUGAAGACUAUCGUGCCGUUUUGGAUAAAGUCCCUGAUUUUAAGACUAGACCGGAAAAGGUACGACCAGAAGAUCUCAAAAUAAAAGAUAAAAAAGAAGAUCAGAAAACUAAAACACCGAAGAAAGAAGUGCGGGCUUACGAAAAAUUAGGUACUCGUGGUUAUGAAGAAAAGCACUUUACGUUUAUGGAUCCCAUACCAGUUGAAAUGCGAGGGUUGAAAUUUGACGAGCUUUGUGUAGUCCCGAUCGAAUGGCGAAUGCUCACAUCUAUUAGACCGAAGGCAAAGUUGGAUGAAGAAUAUUUUAACAGGCUGAUAGAACUCGGAAAAUCUGAAUUAAAAACCAAAGCGAAGGACAAAAGAGAGUAUGCGAAAAAUAACAUGAUCAGAAAAACUAAAACUCGCUCUGGCGUGACGGAGAUACGCAUCGUGUCGUGCUCGGAGUGCGGGGAAGAGUACUGCAAUGGUAAAAUGUGCAACAUAACAAACUACGAUAUGUUCGCACGAUUAAAGCUGGAAGUGGAAACUAAAAGUACGCGCGUGCAAGCGCCCCCCGCGCCUACGAGCAAGCUGCGCCGCAUGCGCCGCCGCGUCAAGCGCAAGCCUCGCAGCAAGAGCGCCGCGCCUGCUUACCACAAGCCUACUGCUAAAAAAUCUGGAGCUCGGAGUGACACUGAAAUA